Molecule: messenger RNA, 2003 nt
Organism: Monodelphis domestica (gray short-tailed opossum)
Lineage: Eukaryota; Metazoa; Chordata; Mammalia; Didelphimorphia; Didelphidae
Product: histone H3
Cellular component (GO): nucleosome
Molecular function (GO): structural constituent of chromatin; DNA binding; protein heterodimerization activity
Source: RefSeq, a predicted model, not a curated record
CAUGGCUCGUACAAAGCAGACAGCUCGCAAAUCUACUGGUGGUAAGGCUCCCCGCAAACAGCUCGCUACUAAAGCAGCUCGGAAGAGCGCUCCUGCUACGGGCGGUGUGAAGAAGCCUCACCGUUACAGACCCGGCACCGUGGCGCUGAGAGAGAUCCGGCGCUACCAAAAGUCUACCGAGCUGCUGAUCCGCAAGCUGCCUUUCCAGCGCCUGGUCCGCGAGAUCGCCCAGGACUUCAAGACCGAUCUGCGCUUCCAGAGCUCGGCUGUGAUGGCUCUGCAGGAAGCUAGUGAAGCUUAUCUCGUAGGGCUGUUUGAGGACACAAACCUGUGUGCCAUCCACGCUAAGAGGGUGACCAUUAUGCCCAAGGACAUCCAGCUGGCUCGCCGCAUUCGUGGGGAGAGAUUCCUCAGGAAGUCUUUAGUAUUUGCAGAUGGCAAGCAGCAGCUAGCUGACUUCAGUCUUCCGGUUCUAAGGCAGUACUUCCUCUUGAAAACUUUGAACAUGUCCGGCCGUGGAAAGCAGGGAGGCAAAGCACGGGCCAAGGCUAAGACGCGAUCGUCUCGAGCUGGCUUGCAGUUCCCCGUAGGUCGGGUGCAUCGUCUUCUUCGCAAGGGAAAUUACUCUGAGCGAGUAGGCGCUGGAGCUCCGGUAUAUUUGGCUGCGGUUUUAGAGUAUCUUACUGCGGAAAUCUUGGAACUGGCUGGUAAUGCUGCUCGUGACAACAAAAAGACUCGCAUCAUUCCCCGUCAUCUUCAGCUAGCUAUCCGUAACGACGAAGAACUUAACAAGCUGUUGGGCAAAGUCACCAUUGCCCAGGGUGGAGUCCUGCCCAACAUCCAGGCUGUGUUGCUGCCUAAAAAGACUGAAAGUCACCACAAACCUAAGGGCAAGAUUGCACGUUUUCUGAACGGGUAUAGUAGGCCUCAGUUGGAAGAAAGGCUCUCAAGACCCUGGGACAGAAGCAAAUGCAGUGGAGAGGAGAGUACAAGAUGGCUUCAGUCCAAUCAGUACAAGCCUGCCUCUAUAAAAGACGGCUUCGGGAGCCAACCUUUUACCAGAAAGUGUUGUUACCAUUUUCUUAGAGUCAUGGCUCGUACCAAACAAACUGCGCGGAAGUCUACUGGCGGUAAGGCUCCCCGCAAACAACUCGCUACCAAGGCUGCCCGUAAGAGUGCUCCUGCUACCGGUGGUGUGAAAAAGCCUCACCGAUAUAGACCUGGUACCGUGGCUCUUCGUGAAAUCCGCCGCUACCAGAAGUCUACUGAGCUGUUGAUUCGAAAGCUGCCUUUUCAGCGGCUAGUGCGGGAGAUCGCCCAGGACUUCAAGACCGAUCUGCGCUUCCAGAGCUCGGCGGUGAUGGCCUUACAGGAGGCGAGCGAGGCUUACCUUGUGGGGCUAUUUGAAGACACCAAUUUGUGUGCCAUCCAUGCUAAGCGAGUAACCAUCAUGCCCAAAGAUAUCCAGCUGGCUCGCCGCAUCCGUGGAGAGAGGGCCUAAGGCCAUACCUUCAUUGGAUUCGCCAAAACAAAAGGCUCUUUUCAGAGCCACUUGCAUUUUCGCCUUAAGUAGCUGUAAUUCAAAAGUGAGCUUCGGUUUUCCUUUUGGGCAAUACAGCAAAAUAACGUUUUUAAGGGUGCUGUGAAUGAAACCCUUAAUUGCGUAACACGUUUAACAACUUAAUUUCAAUGCAAUGUGGGAAGGAAUUGAAAUGUCAGGCGGCUAAAUUGAGUGAGUGGGAAAAUAAGUUCCAAAAUUAAGAAGCAGAGGAUUUUAGAGAUAUUUACGUGGGGUAGGUUUUACUGAUUUUAGAUUCGCCUAUCGUUUUAAGUCUAGCUAGAGAAAGUGCAGCCACUAGCAGGCAGGAUUUAUUCUGGUUAAUCCUAUUUGAUAAUCAGAUUAGUAGAAUAAAAUGUCAGAUUCAACCCGUACAUUUCUGACCUCCGGAAUUUCCCUUCCCGGUGAAACAUUUCAAAUCUAAUAAAAGUCUCGGGCAAUCUGG